Molecule: messenger RNA, 2985 nt
Organism: Naegleria gruberi
Lineage: Eukaryota; Heterolobosea; Eutetramitea; Acrasida; Naegleriidae
Exons: 1
Coding region: 1-2985 (994 amino acids)
Source: RefSeq, a predicted model, not a curated record
AUGCCACCACUUCAAUAUCCAGAAAUUAUGAAAUCACCAACAUUAUUUUCAUCUAUAAGUGAUUUAACACUUUCUAUUGGUAAUAAUAGUUCUUUUAAAAUUGAUUCAAAAUUUAAAGUAAUUUUUGAUAAUCCAAGAAUUUGUCAAUUUUUAAAAAUAGAUUUAUUAGAUUUUUCAACAAGUAUGCCAAUUAAAGAAUAUAAAUUUGAAAAGAAAUCAACAUUAUAUAUUAGAAUUAGAUGUAGAGCUAAACAAAAUUCAACAAUACCACAAGAAUUAUAUUCACAAAUUAAUUCACCAAAUCAAGAUUUAAAUGAUUUAAAAUUAAUUCAUUUUGGUAAAUUUAUAUUUGAAUCUUCAAAUCAACCAAAAGAAGUAUUUGAUAUAUUUGGAAGUAUUGUACAAUAUCCUUCAUUUUCACUUUCAUUAGAAAAAUUAGAUUUUAAAUUACCAAAUAAUUAUUUUGAAUCAACAAGAACAUUAUCAGAAUCAUUUACAAUUAAAAAUGUAAAGAAAUAUGAAGCUUUAUAUUUUAAAAUUAAGAAACAAUUCUUUACAUUUUCAACUAAUAAUUUUCAAGAUGUAAAUGAUUCAACUAUUAAUUUAGAUGGUAUUAAUAUUACUAUAUUUCCUGAAAAGGGUUUAUUAGAACCUGCUUUAUCAACUGUUAUUAGCGUUUUUAUUGAUUAUUCAUCUAUACAAGAUAGAGAACAAGUAUUGGAAAAACUUUCAUUAUUGAGAAAAUAUUGUCAAUUAUCUGUUAUUGAUGAUAAUGCUCCAUUAACUACUCAAUCUAUACAUUUAAAUGUUAAAGCAGUUGAUUAUUUUAAAUCUUUAACUAUUGAUAGUAAUAUUAAUAUUAAUAAUAAUAAUAUUAGUAAUAAUACUUUGAAUAGUGGAAGUACAAGUGUUGAUAUAUUGACAACACCAACACCAACAUUAUCAAAUUUGGAAUCAAGUACACCAACUCCUCUAAAUAGUAGUAAUAGUCCUGGAGGUAGUGCUGCUAAUAUAACCAAUACCAAUACAUCUACUACUACUACUAAUACAAAUACAAAUAAUACAAAUAAUACAACAAAUAAUUCAAGUAUAUUAAUAUUAAAAGGAUGUAGACAAAUAGAUAAAAAGAAUAGAUAUGAAAUUGAAUUGAGACAUCGUAGAACAUUAUCAAGUAAAAUAGUUGAAAGUAAAAUAACAUUAGAAAAUCCAACACCACAAGAUGUUAAAUAUAGAAUAUUUUCUAUAUCAGGUAAAAUUAAUACACAAUCAUCACCAUUUAAAAUUAGUCAUACAAGUGGUUUAAUUGAUCAAUUUGAUUCACAUCAAAUAACAUUUACAUUUAAAACUGAUAGUAUUGAAAGUUUUACUGAUUAUAUUGUUAUUGAAAAUUUAAAUAAUCCAUUGGAUUUUAAAACUUUGAGAACAAGUUUGGAAAUUUUAAGUGAAAUUGAAGAUCCUGAAAAAUUAUUUGAUAUUAGAGUUGAUGGUAAUGAUGAAUCUUUAUUAAUUAAUGAUAAUUCAUCUAAUAAUAAUAAUAAUACAUCUAUUAAUAAUAAUAAUUCAUCUAAUAGUAAUAAUAGUAAUAAUAAUGAAAAUUAUUUGAAAAUGAAUUUAGGAACAGCAUUUAUUGAUACAUUAAUUAGACAUCGUUUUAUUGAUAUUGUAAAUUUAACAAAUGAUACACCAUUGGAAUUCUUUUUUACAUCUAAUCAUAAUAUUGAAACAACAGAAUUACAUUUUUCACUUUCAUUAACAUCAUUAAAACCAUUUUAUAGUUUACGUGUUGAACCUAAAUCUAAAACACGUGUCUAUUUAUUAUAUAAAGUAUCAUCAUCAUCAUCAUCAUAUAAUGAUAACAAUAAUAAUAACAAUAAUGAAUAUAACAAUAAUAAUGAAUAUAAUAAUAAUAAUAAUAAUAAUAAUGGAGAUAAUGAAAUAUUUCUAGAUGAAUUUGAAAUAUUUAUUAAAUGUAAAUUACUUAAAGAUUAUCAAAGAAUGAUAAAAGUAACAUCAACAUGUGUUAAACCACAAAUGUAUUUAACAAAACAAGAAGUAACAUUUAUUGGAAAUGAUAAUAAUAUAAUGAUGGAUAUAAAUGGAAAUACAAUAGAUAAAUAUCCAAUUACAUUAAAGAAUUUAUUUAAACAACCAUUAUUAUAUAUUAUUAGAGAUGAUUUUUGUAAAUUAUUUAAAAUACAAGUAGAUACAAAUAAUUAUAUUACAACAGAUGAAUUUAAAAUAUAUACAAUACCACCUGAAUCAAGUCAUACAAUUGUAAUUAAACCAAUUUUAUCAGAAUUACUAAAAAUAGAAACUAAAUAUAUUGAAGAACAUUUAUUUAUUUAUAAUUAUGAUAAUAUACGUGAAAAGAAAUUAUUAACAAUUAAAUUUUCAAAAGGAUUAUCAAUUACACAAUUUUAUUCAACACCUGGUUCAAAAUCAUCACCUGUUUAUAAUGCAUUAGAAGAUUCAAUUGUUUUUACACUUACUAAAUUUAGAAAAUAUGGUGAAUAUUAUUUAUCAUUAAAAAAUUUAGAUGAACAACAAUCAAAAAAUAUUACCAUUGAUAUUAUUAAUGAUAUUUUAAAACAAAAAGAAUUUACAUUUUUAUAUUAUGAUAUUAGAUUUUUAACAGAUGAAUUAGUAUUUUGGGGUUUAAAAGGAAAUGUUGUUGGUAAAUUAAUUUUUGAUUUGGCAAAUUUACUUUACAUUUCUUUAUUUAAAUUUGGUUCUAUUUUUUUAUUUCCUUCUUUUAAUAAUAAUAGUAAUAAUAUUAAUAAUAAUAAUAAUAAUAGUAAUAGUAAUAAUAGUAAUAAUAAUAAUAAUACAAGUGAUAAGAGACAACUUUUUAAUAAUAGAUCAAAUAAUGACAUGAUUAAGAAAUGGUUAGGACAAUUAUCAUACUUCCUUUCUUAUUUCCAUGGUGAAGAAGCAAUUGAAUUGAGACAAUUAUUAGAUCAUUAUUUAAAAAGAUUUUUAAAUUAA